GGGGGGCUUCAGUGCGUUCGUUCUUCGAGGCGCGUGCGUGGGCGCGCUGGAACUGGAACUGGAGCUCGAGCUGGAGCUGUCCGUGGUGCUGAUUCCUCUCUCUCUCUGUCUCUGUCUCCAGCAUCUGUUCAGCCUCAGCCAAAGUAGAGAAAGAAAUGCAUGCAGUUCAAGAAACACUCACCGUCACUAUCACCACGACCCACACACACCCAUCACACACACACACACACGUUACUAGCUUGGAGGUGUUAAAAAAAUCGUGCAUCAUGUCGUGGAUGCAGAACUGAACGUGGGGAAAUGAAUCACCUGCUCCUCCUCGCGCUCGUACGGACUGGUGCGCAGUAGCCGAUACUUUACGAAUGCGUAUUCAAGCAUGGACUGUUUUUGACGCUGGACUUUUUUUUUGGUCAAUGGGCAGCGCGAGCGGGGACGCUUUCGCUUUCAAUCGCUUCUCUCUCGCGGCACUCCCUCCGAAAAAAGUGCAGGUAAGUAAAUCUCCUCGCUGCCCCUGCUCCAUGUCACAUUCAGAGAGAAGGAAGGAGAGUCCUCCUCACCUAAACAUGCCAACCAAAUUGCUGCUCUACUUCUUACUUCUCUCAGUCUUUCGGGCAUGCUCUCAAACAAUCGCAUCUGAAGACGAGGAGUACGACGACGUUACUGUGAAUCAAAUGUUGGCCCCCAGAACCCACGAGACAGACGCUACGCAAAUCCUCAACAACUUGCUGAAGGAGUACGAUAAGAAACUUCGCCCCGACAUUGGAGUUAAACCGACCGUCAUUGACGUUGAUAUCUUUGUGAACAGCAUUGGACCGGUGUCCUCAAUAAAUAUGGAGUAUCAGAUUGACAUCAUCUUCGCCCAGACGUGGACAGACAGUCGACUGAGAUACAACAGCACAAUGAAAAUACUUACUUUGAACAGCAAUAUGGUUGGACUCAUUUGGGUGCCUGAUACUAUCUUCAGAAACUCCAAGAACGCAGACUCGCAUUGGAUUACGACGCCCAAUCAGCUGCUUAGAAUAUGGAAUGAUGGGAAAAUACUUUAUACCCUGAGGCUCACCAUAAAUGCAGAAUGUCAGCUGCAGCUUCAUAACUUCCCAAUGGAUGAGCACUCCUGCCCUCUAAUCUUCUCCAGCUAUGGCUACCCGCGAGAUGAAAUGAUUUACAAGUGGAGGAAGAACUCUGUGGAGGCGGCGGAUCAGAAGUCGUGGAGACUCUACCAGUUUGACUUCAUGGGUCUAAGGAACACUACAGACGUUAUCAAGACAACGGCAGGUGACUAUGUGGUGAUGACGGUGUAUUUUGACCUGAGCAGAAGAAUGGGCUACUUCACCAUUCAGACCUACAUCCCCUGCAUCCUCACAGUGGUGCUCUCCUGGGUCUCCUUCUGGAUUAAAAAAGAUGCAACACCAGCCAGAACUGCUUUAGGAAUAACCACAGUGUUGACCAUGACCACCCUCAGCACAGUGGCCAGGACAUCGCUACCCAGAGUGUCGUAUGUCACAGCCAUGGACCUCUUUGUCACUGUCUGUUUCCUGUUCGUCUUCGCUGCUCUCAUGGAGUACGCAACCCUCAACUAUUACUCCUACAGCGCUCGCAGACCCACCUGUAACAAGACGAAACGAUCGAAUUACUCAGUGCUGGAUGUGGGUCCUCCUCCUACAGUCAUCGCGCUCAACAACUCAAUGUACUGGCAGGAAUUUGACGAUGCCUGCAUAUACGAGUGCCUGGAUGGGAAGGACUGCCAGAGCUUCUUCUGCUGCUACGAGGAGUGCAAAGGAGGAGCGUGGAGAAGAGGCCGAGUGCACAUAGACAUCUUAGAACUAGACGCGUACUCCCGCGUCUUCUUUCCCACCUCUUUUCUAUUGUUCAAUGUUGUCUACUGGGUAGGCUACCUCUAUCUUUAGCAAACCCACCUCCUCCUUCUCAACCAGGAUUCAGAGGAACUGACUUGUGACUCGUGACUUGUGGUUUCGUCCGAAUGGAAAUGAAAGACAGACCCAAACCAAGACAUUUUUAAGGCAACAGCCAAAACAAACAAAUGCUGGUUUUCGGAAAAGAAAGGAGAACUUUGUUGAAAAGUUAAUAAGUGGUUUAGGACACGAAUGAAAAGUGAAACUUUGCCAUGACAAAGUUACAGCAGAUACGCAGAUACUUUGAAGCCCUUAAGGUAAGCAGCCUGGCUCUUUCUAUUCGCUCGGAAAGGGGUAUCGCCCACAGGCUUUUUUUGUCUGGUAGCAUUUCUCUGCCAGAAGUCUUUGCCUUUGUUCUUCAGGUACCAAGGAAAAAAAAAAGAUUCACCAUCCACUUAUCACAGAGACUCAACUCGUAUUGGGUGAGAACACUGCAGUAAGAAAAUCAAAGGGAUAAGAAUGCUUUUGGCCAAGGGUUGAAGAGUUGGGGGAGGAAGUCUUGCACAGCUUGUAACCAACCCCCCUGACCUCUAAUAUCAAGAUGGUCUCAGCAAGUGGUUCCCAGCAAGGGGACCUGCCAACCAGCCAUCAGUCAAAACCAGAGGCAUGGGAAAGCAUUCAGAGAUAUCCAUAGUGCCUUCUUCUAGAGGGGUCGCCAUCUGCCAGAGAGAGAUGAGUAUCAGUGACAGGGACAACUCAUGGUUUUGACUGACUGCUGAUUGACUCACUUUGUGCUUUUCCUUUUGAGUUGAGUUUGUUCAACUUUCGUUUUGCGGUCGUUCACCAUUUAUUAUUAUAAUUUUUUUGUUUGUUUAAUGCAUAACUCAAUUCUAACGUCACGGUCAUUGCAUGCUAUGCUAUAAUUAUAAUAGUAUUAGUAUUACUAAUCCUCUGAAUCUGCACAAUUUCAGUACACAACAAUUCAGACUUUUGGAAUAUCAUAGCCUAUUGGUAUAGACUUUAAAGAGGUUUGCCUAUAUUUAUAGAUUUUUAUACGAAACAUUUUCCAACAAGAGUUGAAUUAUAUAGAUCUAUAAACGCAAUCAGUUCGUUCAGACAAUAAGGUGCAUGUUUGAUGUAUAGAGUAUCCCUUAUCAUCCCUGUUCCCAAAUGCAAAAUGCUACCUUUAGCCUUGGCCAAGAGUAGGAAGUGGCAUAAUACCUUAUAAGCAAAAUCAACUCAAUCACAAAGGAAAUGAUUCAGCUGUGAGAUUGAGUUUGGGAAACUCACACACACACAAUUAUGGGAUGUCUUUUACAAUAAGAAGAACAGAGUGAGAUGGAGAUCAACAGCAGGUAUGAACAGGUUCAAACAAAACAAACAAAGUAACACCUAUAAUCUUUAGGUUAUCCUUAUUAUACAUCUCACUCUAUUACACCAUUCUGCAGUCAAUAACCAUUAAUAACUAACAUGAGUCCUACAUUACCACUGUGUUCACAACCAAACUGUAGUUCACAAUAAUAUCAUUUACAGCUACAGAGUUGCCUUAGGGUCACCAGCACAGUCUUAGUGUAAGAUGAUCCAUAUUAGAGGUAGAGAUCUAUAACACCUGCUUUGCUAAUUUAUUUAUGAGUCAUUACCAAAGGAUUUAUUCUAAAGGAAGCUGAAAAAAACAUACAUGUAUCAAGGCAAUCUGCAUUUUCUUAAAUAAUGGCCUUUUAUUAUUAUUUGAGUGUGUGCAAUACACUAUGCCAAAUCAUUGUCAUUAAUUACUGUAUUACUAUUACAUCACAGUGGUAUACUUAUUAUUAUUAUUGUUUUGUUUGGUUAUAACAUGGAUCAAUAGCAAUAGUAUUAUAAUUAUUUUUUUGUUUUGUUUUUUUACAAGGGUAGCAUUUAUUUGAGUACAGCAUCUUUCUUCAAUAUCCCAUCAUAGGCCACUGUGGUCUCCUAUGUAGUCGAUUUCACUGUUCUGUCGGCAGCUUUUUCAGUGCAAGCAACAAUACACGCGAUGGCAAACGCCAGAACUUGCGGUCAAAAUAAUUUUAUACUUACAGACGUCGGGGUCACUAAUUUUAACCCCUGACGUCAUGAUGAUAUGUUAUGAUUUGAUGCCUAUUCCUACAUAUGCUCUAUCUAUUAUGGUACACUUGGUGUGUUCCAACAGGACGUUUUAAAUGCCUUUCUGAGGUUCUCUUCGAGGUUUGUCUUGUGCUCUGUCGUUGGCGUAUUGAAUUCAUCUGAAAUGUGUGGUGAUCUGCUGGCAAACCGAUUCUCCUCCUGCGUUUCAUUCACGCUAUUGUGAUUUCUGUUGUGGCUUCUUGAAGGUGUCGAUCCAUUACUGACCUGUUUUGCGGUUUUCCUGAUGCUAGUUUGUUAUUACUGCAGCUGUCGACUCGGUUUGACGUACAAUAACUAUUAGUUGUUCAUUAUUGGUGGUGCUAACCCCUCUCAGACUGACCCAUCAUCAUGCAGUUGAUGGUGUUGCUCUCUCCUGCUGAGAUUUUGUUACAGAACCACAAUGCUGGAAGGUUAGGUACGUUAAUUAAAGCCAUAAAUACUGUGCAUGAAGGAACUGAAAUUAAUAAUGCUCUAUUUUUAACUGAGGCUUCGUAAGCAGACCACUAGUCUGUGAUAAAGAUUAUCAUAACCCCCCCUUUGGACAGGAGUGUGCUACUACUUAGGAAUAAUUUAGGCCAGAAACUUUUAGAAGAUUUUAAUUGAGGAUUUCUGUUAAAACAUGAACAUGGAACAUGCCCAACGUUUCAUUACCAUUUCUGCGCUGAAUACCACAUGUCAAGCCUGCGUUGCAUCAGCCUCAGCACUGAUGUGGAUCUAGGGCUGAUUUUGGCUGACCUUUGGGCUGAGUGUUGCAUGUGGCUACUCCCCAGUUGCCAAGUGUAGUAUGACAAUUAACCCAAGCUACAUUUGGCAAAACCCCAGUUGCUGAGUAUAAUAUGAAUAUAGACUCAUUCCACUUCUGCCAACUCUCUGGUUGCUAAGUGAAGUAUGCCAAUUGACCCCAACACCCAACAUGCCAACAUGUGGCAACACCCCAGUUGCAGAUUUUAAUAUGGGAAUCAGCCCAAGCUACAUUUACCAACACCUUAGUUGCUGAGUAUAAUAUGAGAAUUAGUCCAUUCCACUUCUGCCAACUCUCUGGUUGCCAAGUUUACCCAAGCCACACGUGGCAACAUCCUGGUUGCCGAGAGUAAUAAUGCAAUCAGCCCAAGCCACAUGUGGCAACAUCUCGGUUGCAGAGUAUAACAUGAAAAUCACCCUGAGCCGCAUGUUCCAAAACCCUGGUUGCUGAGUAUAAUAUGAGAAUUGACCCAUUCCAUUCAUGCCAACUCUCUGAUUGCCAAGUUUAAUAUGACAAUUGACCCAAGCCACAUGUGGCAACAUCCUGGUUGCCGAGUGUAAUACUGCAAUCAGCCCAAGCCACAUGUGGCAACAUCUUGGUUGUGACGUAUAACAUGAAAAUCACCCUGAGCCACAUGUGCCAAAACCCUGGUUGCUGAGUAUAAUAUGAGGAUUGACCCAUUCCAUUUAUGCCAACUCUCUGAUUGCCAAGAUAAAUAUGGCAAUUGACCCAAGCCACAUGUGGCAACACCCCAUUUGCAAAGUAUAUUGUGAGAAUCAGCCCGAGGCACAUGUGGCAACACCCCCGUUGCUGAGUAUAAUAUGAGAAUUGGCCCAUUCCACUUCUGCCAACUCUUUGGUUGCCAAGAUUAAUAUGGUAAUUGACCCAAACCACAUGCGCCAACACCCCGGUUGCAGAGUAUAAUAUAAGAACUAACCCAUUCCACUUUUGCCAACUCUCCGGUUGCUAAGGUUAAACCACACAUUAUUGGUCAUCUCUUAACUCAAAAAUCAACCUAUUAACCUGCGUUAAAAUCUUCAUAGUCUCAUAGUUUCAUCAACAGAACUUUUUUUCCAAUUCCAGUCUGGGCAUGUUGAGAUCUUUUAUUCUGUUAACAAUCCAGAUUACUAGUUGCAAAUAAAUUCUACAUUUUAAAGGAAGUAGUAACAGUCAAGUCAGAAUGCCAAAGAACUCAUAAUGGUGAAUCAUGAAUCAUGAUUCACCAAAGAAAUCAUUGCUCACAGACAUGGCUGGGGGAUGUAUUAUUAUUAUUAUUAUUAUUAUUAUUAUUAUUAUUUUAGAUCCAUCUUCUUAUUUAAGGCUUUCUGAAGCUGUGGUUUGGUUUGGGGUUGGUCUGUGCAGUAUCUUAAAUAUCACAAUGCCUACUUUUAAACUUAAAACUUUUUAAAGUUGUUUCUGAAACUUGUGAAUGGUAAGAAGAGAAGCUUCGGUUCUUUGGAUGUUUUCAUGUCAGUGGCCUGCUGCUCUCGAGAUUAAUAAUCUAAAAAAAUAAACAUUUGUUUGUUUUGAUGCCCCAGUCAGACACCCUUCAUACAAACCCAUACAAACUUAUACCACCUCUGAUCAUAACGAGACAUAGAAGUUCAUUGUAUUUAGCUUUGUGUUGAGAAUUUGACGGGUCAGUGUAUAUUUUUCAUGUUUUGACAGUUUGUGAGUAAAUGCCAGUGUUGAGUUAGCUUCUCUCAGCGAUGUGCAGUGAUUGUUCGUGGGGUUAUGACUUGGACCAGAUAAAAGAGGGUGUAUGUGAGUUUUUUUGGCCUAUUUUAAAACCCAUUUCUAUUUCUUGUGCUUUUUCAUACAUGUAGUUCUUUUUUAUAUCUGAUAUGUACAGUGCAGAGAUACAUGAGAAGACGUGAACUAAAGUUUUGUUUUUUUGUUUUUAUUUUUUGUUUGUUUUUUCUUUUCUGUACAUCAUUGCAGUUUUAUCUUGCACUUUAUAAGUGACUUAGUUAAAUGUAUUUACAAUGAAUUAAAGGUAUUUUGUAAGUAGUA
Astyanax mexicanus (Mexican tetra) is the source of this 6726-nucleotide messenger RNA. Its product is annotated as gamma-aminobutyric acid type A receptor subunit gamma3. The record is from RefSeq and is a predicted model, not a curated record. Gene Ontology annotation, biological process: chloride transport; gamma-aminobutyric acid signaling pathway; signal transduction. Bases 360 to 1904 code for a protein of 514 amino acids. Gene Ontology annotation, cellular component: GABA-A receptor complex; dendrite membrane; neuron projection. The transcript has 10 exons. NCBI's taxonomy places the organism in Eukaryota, Metazoa, Chordata, Actinopteri, Characiformes, Acestrorhamphidae. Gene Ontology annotation, molecular function: GABA-gated chloride ion channel activity; GABA-A receptor activity; transmitter-gated monoatomic ion channel activity involved in regulation of postsynaptic membrane potential.